Melitaea cinxia (Glanville fritillary) is the source of this 729-nucleotide messenger RNA. RefSeq lists its product as uncharacterized. The coding region runs from base 1 to 729 and encodes 242 amino acids. The transcript has a single exon. NCBI's taxonomy places the organism in Eukaryota, Metazoa, Arthropoda, Insecta, Lepidoptera, Nymphalidae. The record is from RefSeq and is a predicted model, not a curated record.
AUGAAUCAUCUGAUCGAUGAGCUCAGUAACAGUAGCAUAGGGUGUCAUGUAGACGGAGUGAACAUUAAUAACAUUAGUUAUGCAGAUGAUAUGGUGUUACUGAGCCCAUCGGUCAGUGCUUUAAGACGAUUACUGUCUAUAUGUGAAGUAUAUGCUGAGGCUCAGGGACUCAAGUACAAUGCCAAGAAAAGCGAAAUCAUGGUUUUUAAGGCGGGUGCAAAAGGCUAUAAAACCAUACCUGAGGUAUCGCUCUGCGGAUCACCGCUACUUAGGGUAACCAGCUUUAAGUACUUGGGUCAUUGGGUAACCGAAAACUUAGGCGAUAAUAAGGAUAUAGACAGGGAGCGAAGGUCACUGUCAGUUCGCUGCAACAUGCUGGCUCGCAGAUUUGCACGUUGUACAGAAGAUGUCAAAAUAACUCUUUUUAAAGCCUUCUGUCAAUCAUUUUAUACGUGCAGUCUGUGGACCAGCUAUAGCUUGCGUGCUUACAGUGACCUCCGCGUACAAUACAAUAAUGCGUUCAGGAUACUGUUGGGGCUGCCGUGGCGCUGUAGUGCCUCACUGAUGUUCGCGGAAAGGCGCGUCGAUAACUUUAAAGCCAUCAUGCGCAAGAGGUGCGCGUCAUUACUUAAGCGUUUCCGCGGCAGCCACAAUAGUAUUCUGAAAGUGUUUGUAGAUCGAUGGGAGAGUCCUAUGCUGCGACAUUGGAUAAAGCUCCAUGUAAUAUGA